Molecule: messenger RNA, 7733 nt
Organism: Enhydra lutris kenyoni (northern sea otter)
Lineage: Eukaryota; Metazoa; Chordata; Mammalia; Carnivora; Mustelidae
Product: rhomboid 5 homolog 1
Exons: 16
Coding region: 4052-6775 (907 amino acids)
Biological process (GO): regulation of protein secretion; regulation of epidermal growth factor receptor signaling pathway
Cellular component (GO): endoplasmic reticulum membrane
Molecular function (GO): serine-type endopeptidase activity
Source: RefSeq, a predicted model, not a curated record
GGCGGCGGCCGAGCCCCGGUCCUCGGGAAACCCCUUCGUGGACUGCGGCUCCGGGAGGCCCUUGGGAGGAGAGGGCCUGGGGAGUGGGCCAGGAAGGCGGGCCGGGAAGCGGAUGCCAGGCCCCUCCGGAAGCCCCCGCCCCCGCCCGGGUCUUCCUCACCCGCCGGGCCGGUGGUCCUGUCUGCAGUGCGCCCCGCCCCUUCAGCCGCGCCGAGUGCCCAGAGGAGCCAGCCCACGUCCUCCGCGGGCUUGCGGGAUCGUGGCCAGCCUCGAGAGGCCGGAGCCCCGGACCCGGGAACGCCCGGCUUGCGGCUGUGGGGGAGCGGCCCGCCCUCCACCUCUGAUGCUGCCCACCCUGUCUGUAAUUUCUCAAGUCGGACAGGAGUCCCCAAGGGCAGUGGCGGGGAGGGCAGUGCCUGGUUCAGAGGAAGGAAGGGCCGUGGGUGGCGGUGGGGGGUCCAAGCACAGGGCUGUUGGCUGGGGACGGUGCUGCGGCUGGGGUGGGAGGGGCGCACUGCUGGCUCCUGUGGCUCAGAGAGCAGACUUGGAGGGUGAAGGCGGGUCCUAACACCCAGCAGAGUACCCCGCUCCUGUCCUCGUAGCUCCAGGGUCCCCUGUAGGGCCCUUCUGCUGCGACAGGCACAGUCCCACCCCCCCCGGAUCACCCACCCCUGUCCUGGGGAGACCCCUGAGCAGCAGGGCCUGCAAUUGGCUUUCUGGGACCCUGGCCCUGGGGCGGGUACCAUGGGGCCUCAGAGCCAUUGGAUACAGGAUGAUGUCAGGAAGUGCCCCAAGAAGGGGGCCCCAGAUGAGCACAGAGCCAGUCCAGCUGGGAAGAUUCCGGUCUCCCACUGUGCUCCUCUGAACAGCCCAGGCGCUGAAGUCCAGCCUGGGCCCAGGCCCAGCAGCUCUGCUGGCCCCCUCCCCUCGGGGCUCCCACCAGGACUUCCUGGGGAGGGAAGGGCCCAGCCUUCCAGCUGCCUGUUGGAAGCCGCCCAGCUGUUUGUGGCAUUGGGUGCCGCUUCCGGGGGUGGGCCCUGUGUCAUAAAUCCAUGCUUGUAAGGCCUAGUUGUGACGCCCACCCUGUCCUUUCCUCCUUACCCCCUGCAGCCAUUCUGCCCAAACAAUGACUCCUGCUUCCUGCCUUCCUUUGUGCCCCGUCCCCCUUCUCUCCUCCCUUUCCCCUCUUCCUUUCUCCCCGCGGUGGCGGGAAACAGUCCUCCUGCUGAGGGCUGGGGCAGGGUGGGUGCUGCUUGUACUUAUUUUUGUUCUGAUUUCACAAAUGGGUGCUGAGUCCUUGUAGAAGUCACGGGGAGUCGACUAGUUCCCGGAGGGGUGUGUUAUCCCCACCUUGAGAACGAGGAACGAGUGCCUCGGAGCACAGACCCGCCGCCUAGGAGCGGACGCAGAGUCCAGAUGUCCCAGCCAGAGUGCGGGGGCUUGUGAAACCUCUGCAGGGUGGGCCCUACUCUGCCCCGCCCCCAUUUCCUGGCUCGUGGUCUGAGGCUUCAUGGCGGGCUGGAAGUGGUGGGCCGAGCAUUCCCUGUGUGGCUGUGGCUGGCUGGGGGUAAGAGGAGGGGGUCCUGGUGGGAGGAGGGGCCUAGGGCCUCCUGGGUCCUCAGUGUGUCCUGCUGCUGGCCUGGAGAGGUGUGUUGGAGGAUGUCAAUGUGAGACAGAGGUGAGGACACCCUUCCUGCUUUGAAAGGGAGCAGUGCCAGGGCAGGCUGCCCUGGGCCCUGCUGUGCCAGGGCCACCAGUGACCGAAGCCUUGAGAGUCCACAAUUCGGCACCAGCACUGUCCCAGGGCACCGGUACACUGGCUCUGUGUCCUUUUCUCUAACAGGGACGCUGACACGGUGGACGGGAGAGUUGGGUCUGAGCCCAGGGGGCUGCAUGUCCGAAGGCAGAGGGCCCUGCGGCAGGGGCUCCGUGGGGGUCAGAGCCUCCAUGGGUGGAGAGGGCAGCCAAAGGAGGUGUGUGGGGACGGCCCUCUCCCUUUCUGGGCUGUGCAGCCUGUGCUGCUGAGCCUUGGGCCCAGGUACUUAGGGGACCACUUGCUGUGCACUGAGACACGGGGAGGGGCCGCUGCCUCGGAAAUAGUCCGUGACUUCAGACCCCUGGCUGGCCUGGCCCGAGUUCAUCUCCUCCCCAAAUAGCCAGGGGCUGGUGCUGGGCCCACCCCGUUGCCCAAAGCCCAGGAUGGCCCGCUGAGCUGAAGCUUCCAGGAUAGCUGAUGGCCACUCGCCUUGCUUGGGAUCUUAACCCCUCAGGUCUUACGGUGAAGUCCACUGCCACGGGGGUGGCCCAGAUAGCCAUCCACCCCUCGCUGUCCACAGGCUAGGUGGUUGCAGCGGAUUUCCAUUUCUCUAGGGCUGGGAGGAAGAGGAAGGAGAGGCACUGGGAGCUAGCUUUCCGUGCAGGGGCUCCGCCAGAGCAGAGGGCAGUGGGGCCGACUGGAGGGAGGGCUUACGUGUAUGAAUACAUGUGUCCUUGUGGACCAGGCCAGGCACUCACGGGUCGAGGCCCCUGCCCGCACUGUCCUAUGAUGCUGAGGUCCUCGUUCAGGAUGCUGGGGUGGGCUGAGAACCUGGGGCUUCCUGGCUUUGCCUGCCAGGGUAUUCCGAGCUGUGCCUUAGGAGGAACCCCCGGGAGGGGCAAGAGUUUGUCACAGAGGCUGCUGGGAAUCGUACUUGAAGUCAGGGACCAAGAGGACCCUCGGGAGGUGACUUGAUUGCACACAGGGGAGGCUGUUUUCCUGUCACUGAAGGCACAGACCACCCUUCCUGGGAAGGGAGCCUGCCUUCUGUUAAGGCAUCUCUUGUCGACUGAAGGUGACUCCUUGGAGGGGGGUUUUAGCGGGAAGCCAGCCAGGGCUGAUGCUCCUGGCAGUGGGGAGUGAGUCUCUGGGUCAUGGAACGGGUCUGGGUGGCACCCUGCUGCGGCCACUGCCGGAGGGGACCUGCCAGCGCCAGGCGCCCAGUGCCUUGGAUAUGAGCCCAGGCCCUGGACUCCAGAGAUGACACCACCGCCAGCCUCCGUCUGGGCAUCCCGGUGGGUGGGGCCUGCCUCUCCCUGGCAGGGGUCGAGAACGCCUGAGAAUGCCUGGUAUGGAGAGACGGUCCUGUCUGGCUGAGAGCCUGGCAUGGGAGGAGUGGCACGUGUAGGCUGCAGGAGCUGUGAGCAUCAGGGCUGGGCGGCCUCCCUCUCGCCUGGUGUCCCCAGUCCACCCGCAGUCGCCCUCCCCACGCCCCAGUGAAGGAGUCCUCCUGGAGCUCCUCCAAAGCUUUUCUUGUCUCCCCCUAAGAAUUGUGUUGAUGUGCCUGUGUUCAUAGAAGACCCAGUAUGGGCAGGCACCGCUUUGGUCCCUGGUGUGAGGGACGAUAUGAGCAGGGUGCCUGUCCCUCGCCCAGGUUCCAGGGCCAGCCAGGAAGUUGGUGGCCACCUCAAGCCAUCAGCGUUGUUUUCUGUGGGUCCAGAGCCCAGUAUUGUGCACAGUCAGGCCCGGCAUGACUUGUGGACAGUGGCUGCAGCUCUGCUCAGAGAACUCCAGUGCCGCCUGGUCCCAGAGCAGCAAGGGGCAUGUUUGUAGGUACUGUGAGGCUUGAGGUGCUGGGCCCCAUGGGCCCCAAGGUGCUCUGGGAAUCAGUGAAAGUGUCCUUAGGGGAUCUAUGGUCCCAGUUCUGUUUUCUGCGGGGCCAUAAGCGAGGCCACUGUGAGGAAGUCUGGGUGGUCAGCCCUGCCUGUGCCCUGCUAUUGCCAGUCCCCUCCCCGCUCCCCUGGUCUUCCUCUGGGUGGUUCAGCCCCACACACUCGCGAUGUCAAGAGAGAGGGAUGCUGGGAAGUUCCACUAGGACCUCAGCCUCAAACAGAUGGGUCAUCUUGUGUCCAGCUCCGAGAGUGCAGGGUGAAUGGAUUCGUGUUGUCUGAGGACCUCGUUCGUGCCCUGCGAUGUCUCUUGGGAUGACUGAAGGGGGCGCGGAGCUCAGAGAAGGGCUCCAGGAUCAUCCCUGUGUGCGGCAAACCCUGGGAGGUCUGUGGGCACCGUUCCUGAAUGCCCCCUGCCCCCCCAGGCCCGUCGUGCCCCUCUGGCGCCAUGAGCGAGGCCCGCAGGGACAGCACCAGCAGCCUGCAGCGCAAGAAGCCGCCCUGGCUGAGGCUGGACAUCCCGGCGGCGGCACCCCCAGCGGCGGAGGAGCCUGGCUUCUUCCAGGUAGGCCCCGGCCGGCAGGGGCUGGGGGGGUGCCCUGUCCAGCCUCCUCACUGCGACCCCGCCGCCCAGCCCCUGAGACGCCAGGCUUUCCUGCGGAGCGUGAGUAUGCCCGCCGAGACCGCCCGUGUCCCCUCGCCCCACCGUGAGCCCCGGCGGCCCGUCCUGCAGCGCCAGACGUCCAUCACACAGACCAUCCGCAGGGGCACCGCGGACUGGUUCGGGGUGAGCAAGGACAGUGACAGCACCCAGAAGUGGCAGCGGAAGAGCAUCCGUCACUGCAGCCAGCGCUACGGAAAGCUGAAGCCCCAGGUCAUGCGGGAGCUCGACCUGCCCAGCCAGGACAACGUGUCUCUGACCAGCACAGAGACGCCCCCUCCGCUGUAUGUGGGCCCCUGUCAGCUGGGCAUGCAGAAGAUCAUAGACCCCCUGGCCCGGGGCCGGGCCUUCCGCGUGGCGGAUGACACGGCCGACGGCCUGAGUACCCCGCACACACCUGUCACGCCGGGUGCCGCUUCCCUCUGCUCCUUCUCCAGCUCCCGCUCGGGCUUCAGCCGGCUCCCGCGGCGACGCAAGCGCGAAUCCGUGGCCAAGAUGAGCUUCCGGGCAGCCGCGGCCCUGGUGAAGGGCCGCUCUCUUAGGGACGGCACGUUACGCCGGGUGCAGCGCCGGAGCUUUACUCCCGCCAGUUUCCUGGAGGAGGACACGGCGGACUUCCCCGACGAGCUGGACACGUCCUUCUUUGCCCGGGAAGGAGUCCUCCAUGAGGAGCUGUCCACGUACCCGGACGAGGUGUUCGAGUCCCCUUCGGAGGCCGCGCUCAAGGACUGGGAGAAGGCCACCGAGCAGGCCGACCUCACGGGUGGGGCCCUGGACCGCAGUGAGCUCGAGCGCAGUCACCUGAUGCUGCCCCUGGAACGAGGCUGGCGGAAGCAGAAGGAGGGGGGCGCAGCAGCCCCGCAGCCGAAAGUGCGGCUGCGGCAGGAGGUGGUGAGCGCGGCGGGCCAGCGGCGGGGCCAGCGCAUUUCCAUGCCCGUGCGCAAGUUCUUUGCCCGGGAGAAGCGGCCGUACGGGCUGGGCAUGGUGGGCCGGCUCACCAACCGCACCUACCGCAAGCGGAUCGACAGCUAUGUCAAGCGGCAGAUCGAGGACAUGGACGACCACAGGCCGUUCUUCACCUACUGGCUCACCUUCGUGCAUUCGCUCGUCACCAUCCUGGCCGUGUGCAUCUACGGCAUCGCGCCCGUGGGCUUCUCGCAGCACGAGACCGUGGACUCGGUGCUGCGGAACCGCGGGGUCUAUGAGAACGUCAAGUACGUGCAGCAGGAGAACUUCUGGAUCGGGCCCAGCUCGGAGGCGCUCAUUCACCUGGGCGCCAAGUUCUCGCCCUGCAUGCGCCAGGACCCGCAGGUGCACAGUUUCAUCCGCGCCGCGCGGGAGCGGGAGAAGCACUCGGCCUGCUGCGUGCGCAACGACCGGUCGGGCUGCGUGCAGACGUCGGAGGAGGAGUGCUCGUCCACGCUGGCAGUGUGGGUGAAGUGGCCCCUCCACCCCAGUGCCCCAGACCUUGCCGGCCACAAGAGGCAGUUUGGCUCUGUCUGCCACCAGGACCCCAGGGUGUGUGAUGAGCCUUCCUCGGAGGACCCCCACGAGUGGCCGGAUGACAUCACCAAGUGGCCGAUCUGCACCAAAAACAGUGCCGGGAACCACACCAACCACCCGCACAUGGACUGUGUCCUCACGGGCCGGCCGUGCUGCAUCGGAACCAAGGGCAGGUGUGAGAUCACCUCCCGGGAGUACUGUGACUUCAUGAGGGGCUACUUCCACGAGGAGGCUACCCUGUGCUCGCAGGUGCACUGCAUGGAUGACGUGUGUGGGCUCCUGCCCUUCCUCAACCCCGAGGUGCCUGACCAGUUCUACCGCCUGUGGCUCUCCCUCUUCUUGCACGCUGGGAUCCUGCACUGCCUGGUGUCCGUCUGCUUCCAGAUGACCGUCCUGCGGGACCUGGAGAAGCUGGCCGGCUGGCACCGCAUUGCCAUCAUCUACCUGCUGAGUGGGGUCACCGGUAACCUGGCCAGCGCCAUCUUCCUGCCAUACCGGGCAGAGGUAAGGCUGCCCCCAGAGUGGGGACCCAUCCCAGACUGGCUCCAUGUCCAGCAUGGAGCGUGGGUCCCCGGACAGUCCAGCCUGGGGGCAUCUCCUUUUGGCUCCUCAGUUUUGACAUGGGCCGUGGGAGGCAGGACAGGGAGACGGGGCUCUGGGUCCAGAGCGGGUCUGCUGGGCCUCACCAGCUCACGGACACCCACACUGUCGCCAGGUGGGCCCAGCCGGCUCCCAGUUUGGCAUCCUGGCCUGCCUGUUCGUGGAGCUCUUCCAGAGCUGGCAGGUCCUGGCGCGGCCCUGGCGAGCCUUCUUCAAGCUGUUGGCGGUGGUCCUCUUCCUGUUUACCUUCGGGCUGCUGCCCUGGAUCGACAACUUCGCGCACAUCUCAGGCUUCAUCAGCGGCCUCUUCCUGUCCUUCGCCUUCCUGCCCUACAUCAGCUUUGGCAAGUUCGACCUGUACCGUAAGCGCUGUCAGAUCGUCGUCUUCCAGGCGGUCUUCCUGGGCCUCCUGGCCGGCCUGGUGGUGCUCUUCUACUUCUACCCCGUGCGCUGCGAGUGGUGCGAGUUCCUCACCUGCAUCCCCUUCACCGACAAGUUCUGCGAGAAGUAUGAGCUGGACGCGCAGCUCCACUGAGGGGCCGCCCCGGGCCUCCCGGGCCCCCCGGGCCCGACCUUGGCCUGCGCGCCCCGCGUGCGGCCGGCUGGUGCCCUGCACUGACCUCUUGUGCCUUGCUCACCGCGGUGGACUUCUCGUCCUCCAGGGCGUUUACUACACUAGUUCCCACGAUUACCUUCUAACGAGUUUUUUGACGACCACCUCGUGUGGCCAAUAAAUGCACCGGGAGCGUUUUAGCUGCCACUAACUUACCAGCGCUGCCUCCUCUUUGUGGUCUCUGGCUAGGGCUGUGGAGGGGGGUCCUUUAGGCCUCUUCCCCACCCUCCCCUCCCGCUUAUGGCUCUGCAGAGUGGGGAACAAAGUGUCAGACACACCUCCCAGUGAAGUUUCUCCGCCAGGUGGCUGGCUGGACCUUGUCCCCACCUUUAGGGUGACUGGCGGCUGACAAUGAGAGAAGAACCCAUGGUUGUGCUAUCGUACCCUCCCCCACCCCGAGAAGUACCUGACCCCAGCCCUCCCUCUGCAGCCAGAGGCUGCCUCCCUUUCUAGGAGCCACAGGGUGAAGGGUGCUGCUCCAGGCGAACCCUGGGAGCUGAGGCCGGAGACCUCACCCACAUACUGUUGGCAGCAAGGCCUCUGUUGCCCCGUAAGCGCACAAAGCCAGCCAUCGACUUCAUGUCGCCUUGCCGUAGAAAUCACGGUAGAAUCACUGGUCUUGUGGCCGGGGGAUGGUGUGGCCGCAGGGCUCAGAGCAAGCGACGGAGACCUCAGGGCUCCCCUGCACCGUUUUCUGCCCUUGCCUCCCCU